Molecule: messenger RNA, 1047 nt
Organism: Octodon degus (degu)
Lineage: Eukaryota; Metazoa; Chordata; Mammalia; Rodentia; Octodontidae
Gene: Tgfbr3l
Product: transforming growth factor beta receptor 3 like
Exons: 7
Coding region: 1-897 (298 amino acids)
Source: RefSeq, a predicted model, not a curated record
AUGUCGUGCUCCUCAACUCCUUACUCCCCAGGACUCUCACCUGCUCUGCGGAGGACCUUGGGAGCGCGUCCUCCUCUAAGACUCCUCCUAUCCACACCGCCAGUGCCCCCGUUUUCCGGGACACCUGGGCCCUGGCUACGCAGACCCCUGUUUCAUCUGGAGCUGUCAGAUGCUGAGGAUGCCUUCCCGCGCCGCGGGGGGCCACUUGAGGUGCCGGCAGACAGCCAAGUGUUCGUGCAGGCGGCCCUGGCCCGGCCCUCUCCGCGCUGGAGCCUGGCCCUGCACCGCUGCUCGGUGACACCGUUCUCGCACCCAGCGCCUGGGCCAGCCCUGGUGCUGCUGCGCGGAGGAUGCCCCGCCGACACUUCAGUCACCUUCCCGCCGCCGCUGCCGCCAAACCCAGGCAGUGCCCGCCUGGUGCGAUUCAGUUUUCGCUUGCGCCCGGUCUUCAACGCCUCAGUGCAGUUCCUGCACUGUCAGCUGAGCCGCUGCCGCCGCCUCCGGGGAACCCACCAGAGGCCCUCACCCCAGACCCCGCAGCCACCGCCGUCGCGGUGUUGGCCUCAGGAUGAGGCAUGCACGGGCAGCGGCGAGAGCCUCGGCGCUGACGGCCCCCACCUGCACACGCUAACACUGCCCAUCGUGGUCACCGUGCCGCAGCCGCCCCCCAGGCCACCCAAGAGCCUCCCGGGGAAGGCAGUGCGCUCUGAGCCACCCGCGCCUGCGCCCGCAGCCCUGGAGCCCGCCCCCGUGGUAGCGCUGGUGCUGGCGGCCUUCGUUCUGGGCGCUAUGCUGACUGCCGGGCUCGGCCUCGUGUGCGCGCACUCAGCGCCCGGACCCCCCAGCCAGCCGGCCAGGGCUUCGCCCAGCGGUCCCCAGCCGCGGAGGCCCCAGUGAGGCAGCAGUGGCAAACCCCCACAGGACUGAGAUGCAGCAGCCAAGCCGUGGCUUCAGACCAGGCGGGCCAGGACCGGGCUCACUGCCUUGGAGGCCACACUCUGAGAACACAACCCCUUCCUCCCUUUCCACCAUCUCACCUGGGCUCAA